This is a messenger RNA of Ostertagia ostertagi, 315 nucleotides long. NCBI's taxonomy places the organism in Eukaryota, Metazoa, Nematoda, Chromadorea, Rhabditida, Trichostrongylidae. The record is from the annotation of a GenBank genome assembly.
AUGUUGGCGUGGAAACCACAAUGCUAUUUAUAUGUGCAAGUUUUCGGAAGCCUCCCUUUCACACAUGUAUUCGUGAAUAGAAGGCUUGCUGCGAUGGCGAAGUUCGAUACCAAUGUUGAGGUUAUUCUGGAGCAAGUCAAUCCAACAGUUUGCACAUCUCUCGAUAUAGCCCCAUUGUCUCAACACGACUACGAAAUACUUGACGAAUGCAGCGAUGAAGUUGAGCAAGUUUUUCUUCAGCAGAUCCGUCUGGUAUUUCCGAGUAUGAAGUUUCCACUUUGGGUGUCGCCGAAUGUCUGCGUAGACUUUCGUGUA